AUUGAGAUAGAGAAAAAUUGUUAAUUGUUUUUUUCUCAGUUAAUUGUCGUCAGCUGAGCCUUUCAUUGUUUAUUAUUUGAUUCUUUAAUAGGCUCGAAUGACGAAGAUCCAUCAUCAUGAUUAUGAUCAUUAUAUAUUGUUACCAUUUAAUCAACCAAUCAAUCAUCAUGAUGAUCAAUAUUAUUAUUGGGGUUGUUAAAUAGGGAGAGAGAAUCUCUUUCUUUUUCUCUUUCUUUUCAUCCAUUUUGUUUUGUUUUGCUUUUGCAGAGUUGGAAUGAAAUGGAUUAAAGACUGAUUGUUAAUUAUCAUCUAAUCAGUUCUAUUAUUUAGUUGUCAUGGUUUAUGGAUUCUUAUUUAAACAUAAAUCUCAUCUUCUUUAAACCAACAGAAUCAAUUGAGACACAAUCAACUAAACAUAAACAAUUAAUUCAACAACAACAUCAACAGUUUCUUACAAAUUAACCUGUUGAUAAUUCACAAUCAAAUCAUGUCCACAUCAAUUACACUGAUCUACACUCUUAGCAUACUGAUUGCUAUUGUCAACUGCAGAAGUGUUAACACACCAAAUGUUUGUAAACUAGAACCACAAUCAGGUUCAUGUUAUGGUUUAAAUGAACGUUAUUAUUUUAAUGGUGAAACUGGAAGUUGUGAAAUAUUUAAUUACGGUGGAUGUCAAGGUAAUGGUAACAAUUUCAUGACAAUUGAAGACUGUCAAUCAAUGUGUUCACCGAUGAAACGUUCAAUUCGUGAAGUGUCCGAAACACCUCAACCUUCACCCACCAAUGAAACGAUUGAACAACAACCACAACAACAAUCACCGAAUGAAACAAUCACAUCUCCACCAGCUGAGCCAAUUGUCACCACAUCUAAACCAAAUAAUCCUGAGACAGAAGCACCAACCCCACCCAAAACAAGGGAAGAAGUUUGUUUCCAGCCUUUCGCUGAAGGAAAUUGCAAAGAAAAUCUAAUUCGUUACUAUUAUGAUCCCGAAAGUAACAAGUGUAAAAAGUUCAUUUUCAAAGGAUGUUUUCAGUACGAUAACAAUUUCGAGAAGUUAGAAGACUGUGAAUCCCUUUGUGUCGUUCCUACACCCUCACCUCAACCUCCACCACCCACAAGAUAAACACUGAAUCCCAACUCAAUUCCACCCUCCAUGUACAUCUCACCUCAACCUUUUCUCAAUCCAUGCUGAUUAAUUCAAUUGUCUUGUAAUCAAAUGAACGACAUCCACAGUUGAUUACAUUUAGAUUGCUUUUAUUAUUUAUUUUGUACCAAAUCUUACAAACAGCAAAAAACAUACUCUAAUUAUGUUUUUACUUAAUUGUUGUCAUCACCAUUAACCAUUGUAAACAUUUCGUUUUUCAAUCAUAAUCACAAUCAUGUCUUUUUUUUGUAAUUAAUAAACAGUUUUCAAUAUAA
This is a messenger RNA of Panonychus citri (citrus red mite), 1419 nucleotides long. RefSeq names its product actinia tenebrosa protease inhibitors-like. The coding region runs from base 488 to 1123 and encodes 211 amino acids. Gene Ontology annotation, molecular function: serine-type endopeptidase inhibitor activity. The transcript has 2 exons. NCBI's taxonomy places the organism in Eukaryota, Metazoa, Arthropoda, Arachnida, Trombidiformes, Tetranychidae. The record is from RefSeq and is a predicted model, not a curated record.